Molecule: messenger RNA, 2944 nt
Organism: Cynoglossus semilaevis (tongue sole)
Lineage: Eukaryota; Metazoa; Chordata; Actinopteri; Pleuronectiformes; Cynoglossidae
Gene: fermt3b
Product: FERM domain containing kindlin 3b
Exons: 15
Coding region: 187-2127 (646 amino acids)
Biological process (GO): regulation of cell-cell adhesion mediated by integrin; leukocyte cell-cell adhesion; platelet aggregation
Cellular component (GO): cell-substrate junction
Molecular function (GO): integrin binding
Source: RefSeq, a predicted model, not a curated record
UUUUGACUGAGCUGUCAAAGGCAACGACAAACAGACGUAGCGGCACAGACCACAACCUACCAUAAGACCAUAAGAGAGAGACGAAACCUUCUCACAGAGAACGUGAGAAACUACUUUGGAGUUCUGUCAGAAGCACAGAGGAGACAUUUUCAAGUUUUCAACCACUUGUGCAGAAAAUACUGAAGAAUGGCAGCAUGGGACCUGUCAAUCACAGUGGAGGAUUUGGGCCCUGAUGCCGAACCUAUCACCAUCAGUGUGACCUCUGACCUCCACGUAGGCGGGGUUAUGGCAAGAUUGGUGGAAAAGACACAGAUUACGCGUGAUUGGUCAGACCGUGCUUUGUGGUGGGAGCAGAAGCAGCAGUGGCUGCUACGAACAUCCUGGACUUUGGAGAAGUACGGAAUCCACGCCGACGCACGCCUGCUCUUCACGCCCCAACACAAGCCCCUGAAGCUGGGUCUACCCAACGGCAUCACCCUGAAGCUCCUCGCCAGCUUCUCCAGCCCCGUCUUCUCCAGUGUGAUAGGCAUCUGCAAGAUGCUUAACAUCCGUCGCCCUGAGGAGCUCUCCCUCCUCCGGCCUGUAGAGGAGAAGAAGAAGAAGAAGAAAGAUAAGGAUUUGACAGAGGAAAUUUACGACCUGACUGAGGUGCCUCUCACCUCAGGCUCCAGGCCCUGUCUGUACAACGGCAUGCCAGCUCACUUUGCUGACUCUCCCAAGAUGGAGGCCAUUUAUAAGAUGCUGUCAGUUACUCAGCCUCCUCCUGCUCCAGAGGUUUUAGCCAAGCAGUACCGACCCUCCAGUGUGGUGGACAAGGCCCACAUUAAUGGCAGGUGGUUGGACUCCUCCCGCUGUCUUAUGCAACAGGGGAUCCAAGAAAAUGACAGACUCUGGCUCAGAUUCAAGUACUAUACCUUCUAUGACAUAGAACCUAAGUAUGAUGUUGUGCGUUUGACCCAGCUUUAUGAACAGGCUCGCUGGGCCAUCCUGCUGGAGGACAUCGACUGCACAGAGGAGGAGAUGAUGCUGUUUGGAGCUCUGCAGUACCACAUCAGUAAAGUCUCCCUGUCAGAGCCUCAGAUGCAGAUCUCCAGUCCAGCCAUGGAAGACCUGGAAUUAGCCCUGCAGUGCCUGGAGGUCAAGAUGGAAGGAAAGAGCAGCUCUGCAUCUGAGCUGCUGGAAAACAUAACUGCACCAGAACUUAAUGACUAUUUGAAAAUAUUCAGACCUAAGAAGUUAACCCUGACACCAUACAAACAGUACUGGUUCAAGUUCCAGGAUAUGGUUAUCUCUUCCUUCAAGAGCAAAGAGGAGAGCAGCGGAGAACCUAUUCAACAGAUAAACCUCAAAGGCUGUGAAGUGGCUCCUGACGUGAGCCUGGCUUCACAAAAGUUCAUCAUCAAACUCCGGAUUCCAGCACCUGAAGGCAUGAACGAGGUGCAUCUUCGUUGUGAAAAUGAGCAACAGUACGCUCAGUGGAUGGCUGCCUGCCGUCUGGCCUCUAAAGGAAAGACUCUUGCAGACAGCAGCUUCCAGAGUGAAAUACAGAGCAUUCACACCUUCCUGGCCAUGCAGAAGACCAACUCUGGCACUAACAGCAGCGCAGCAGCCGGGGAUGAAAGCAUCAAUGCUUACAGUCUGGUGUCACCACGCUACCAUAAGAAAAACAAGGCCAAACAGCUGACCCCUCUUAUCCUGGAUGCUUGUCGGAAUGUGGCUGAGCUCUCGCUGACUGACGCCAUGCUUCGCUUCGUGCAGAUGUGGCAGGCGCUUCCUGACUUUGGUCUCUCAUAUGUUGUUGUCAGGUUUAAAGGUAGCCGAAAAGAUGAAGUUCUGGGCAUUGCCCCCAACCGCCUGAUCCGCAUUGACCUGGGUGUGGGUGAUGUGGUCCAGACCUGGCGUUACAACAACAUGAAGCAGUGGAACGUCAACUGGGACAUACGACAGAUGGCUAUAGAGUUUGAAGGAAACAUUAACAUCGCGUUCAGCUGUGUGACCGCCGACUGCAAAAUAGUUCACGAGUUCAUCGGCGGCUACAUCUUCAUGUCAACACGCAGUCGUGAGAAAAGCGACACGCUGAACGAGGACCUCUUUCGCAAACUGACUGGUGGACACGAAGUUCACUGAUACAAAUGAAAACAUUCACAAACAGUAGGUUUUCUGUAGGUCUAAUAUUACACAAAGGAAACCACAGCAGUGUGACCAAGGUUCCACGGUACAGAACAGUUCUUUUCAUGUUAAACUGCCUUUAAUAUUAGCCCCUGAAGAUGUCUUCUUUAGUUCUAUGUAUGGUAUGGUGCUUUCAUUCACAGUGCGAUGUAACAGCACUGUGAAUACAUUUUAAAGUAUAAAAGUCAAACUUAUAUUAUUAGUCUGCUGGGUACAAUCUCUGCUAAUUAUAAGAUCACAGUCAUUCUUAGGUAGUUUUGAAUCUUUUAAUCAAUUCUCCAGAGGCCACCUUAAUUUAAUCCUCUAGUGUAUUGUGAUGUGCUAUGGAUAAAUAAACAACACAGGUGCAAUAGUUUUGGUUCUUAUAUUUUGUGUAAAAUGCUGAUAGAUUCCCAAAAAUAAACCUACCGUUUUCAAAAAUCCUGUUUUUAAUAAAAGCACGUAGUCCAUGCUUUAAAAUGCCUAAAAUGUCCCUUUAGGGGUCAACAGUUUUGCCUUAGCUGUACAGUUCACACAAUCGGUUCACACAAAGUUGUUCUUGUGACAGUUUUCCAUUUCCUUCAGCAUGGACCCUCGAUGACCAAACCUCCAGUUGCACAGUUACAGGAGAUAGUAAACCUUAUUGUUACUUAAUGCUUUAAUGAACAUAAGCAUGUGUUUUGUUUUUCAUCUUUUAGUUUUUAGUGUUGUGAUCAGCAUUGUUCAGGAUUCACAAAUUUCUUUUGUUCUUUUGUCUGAAGCCAAAAUAUUAUUAGAAUUAAAAAUAUUAAAACAG